UAUAGCUUCGCGGGAAUAGUACGUGACGCAUGCGCGCUGUGUUGAAUCGCUCGCGCGCUAGAGUACUCCAGGAAGAAAGCUGAAUUAUUUGCGUCCCUUGUGACUAUUGUUUCCAUUUCAGAGAAGUAUAUUCACGACCCCCAUUCGCAUAAAAUGUGGAACCAGGGAGGCUACAGUGAGUCGAGUAUGGUUGGGGGCUACACUCAGUCGCCCGGCGGCUUUGCGUCACCCUCCUUCUCCCAGGGAGAGAAAAAGAGAACCAGAAGCUCACAGAUCAUCCCCUGCACCGUGUCCCAGCUUAUGUCCGCCUCCCACUCGGACGAGUCCUUCAAAAUUGGCGAAGUAGAAGUCUCCCAGGUAACCCUUGUGGGAAUCAUUCGAAGUACUGACAAAACCGUGACUGCCAUCCAAUACAUGGUGGAUGACAUGACGUGUGCCCCCAUGGAUGUGAAGAUGUGGGUGGACUUGGAGGACCCCAGCGCGGACAGCACCGUGCUACCUCCCGGCACGUACGUCAAAGUCUCGGGAAACGUGCGCUCCUUUCAGAAUCACAAGUCGGUGGUGGCGUUUCGCGUCAGGCCGCUGGAGGACAUGAACGAGAUCACGUCACACAUGCUGGAAGUGGUCCAGGCGCACAUGGCGCUCAGCAAGCCGCAAACCUCGGCCGGUUUCGGAACAAGCAGCUACGCAUCGUCCAUGCCGCAGAGCUACGCUAGCGGUAACACGGGUGCACGCGACAUGGUCAACAAUGGCUUGAGCAGCAAUCAGAACCAGGUGCUGAGUCUGAUCAAAGGCUGUCCGGAUCCACAAGGCAUCGGCCUUCAUGACUUGAAGACCAGACUGCCCAACAUCAGCAUAAUGGCCAUCAAGCAAGUUGUGGAGUUUUUGAGCAAUGAGGGUCACAUCUUCUCCACCAUCGACGAAGACCACUACAAGUCAACCGAUUGUGACCUUUAGUACUUUCCACGAAAUUUGUAAUUGUAAAAACUUCAUUUCCUAAGUAAACAUCUUACGUGACCUUAAAUAAAAUACCAUUGUUCUCAGCUCA
This is a messenger RNA of Syngnathus acus (greater pipefish), 1048 nucleotides long. RefSeq names its product replication protein A2 (gene rpa2). NCBI's taxonomy places the organism in Eukaryota, Metazoa, Chordata, Actinopteri, Syngnathiformes, Syngnathidae. The transcript is spliced from 9 exons. Gene Ontology annotation, biological process: DNA replication; double-strand break repair via homologous recombination; nucleotide-excision repair. The record is from RefSeq and is a predicted model, not a curated record. Gene Ontology annotation, cellular component: nucleus; site of double-strand break; DNA replication factor A complex. Gene Ontology annotation, molecular function: DNA binding. The coding region runs from base 154 to 957 and encodes 267 amino acids.